This is a messenger RNA of Colletotrichum navitas, 1005 nucleotides long. RefSeq lists its product as uncharacterized. The record is from RefSeq and is a predicted model, not a curated record. Bases 94 to 720 code for a protein of 208 amino acids. NCBI's taxonomy places the organism in Eukaryota, Fungi, Ascomycota, Sordariomycetes, Glomerellales, Glomerellaceae. The transcript is spliced from 4 exons.
UGUCGUCUGACCUGACUUGGGUUUUGCCUCAGAAUUCCUUUCUCAGAGUCCAUGCAUGCACUUCUGCACCAGGCAUGACUACCUACGCAUUUAAUGUACGGUUGCAUGUCUUCUGUUGGCACACCGUCGCAUAACUACUUGCUACCCUGGUUUCCGCAACAUACGAUCCAUCGAGGAGGUCAUCUCCUCGUGCCCUGCUCGGCAGCAAACGAACCAACAAUGGGACGACAGGAACGCGCGCGCACACACACACACACACACACACACAUACUCUCUCUCUCUCUCUCUCUCUAUGUCUGCUAUUGGCAGACAGAGGAGGUAGCCAUCACCAUCAGUCUCAGGAUCCUAGGUCCUAGCCGACGAAGAACAAACCUGUCGGGAUCGAACCCUUCCCCCUCCACGCCUUACCCAUCUGUCCAUAUGUGGCAGUUGGCCGUACAAAAUCUGCAGAGUAUCAAGUGCCGUGCCCUGUACAAAGGAGAAAACAUUUCGAAAGGAGAAAAGGAUCUACCAACGACCCGUCCACCAUCCCUGGCCUAUGACACCAUAAGGUAUCGGCCGCCCACUGUUGGGGACCGUAGGCGCAACGCAGUCAGUCGCUUUGCCCUGAUUGUCUGGUUGCCAGCCGGGAGUCGUUGUGCUUGCAGCGGUACGGCCACCUUGCGAUACCAUCCCGGUACAUUAGUACCCAGGAGGAGGGUAUGUCGGGGACGGAGUUGAUGUCCGUUUUGGACCCCUCCAUGUGCUACUACCUGGCUGUUACGUACUACGUAGGGAGUACGAAUACGCUAGUAAGGUAGCCACAGGGGACCGACAAUGCACUGGAACCAAAACCUCCCAGCUUCCAGUUCAAUGGAUCUGGAGGACAAGGAUGCCCCCCUCCCCUCUUUUUUGUCAGUGCCCGUAUGUGUGUGUGUGCAUACUUGGUCUGUAGAGUAAUGUGCUUCUUGCUAGUAGUGGGUGAAUCAGAGAAUGUAUUUUAAUUAGAGAAGUAAACUAUAGAGU